UUCAAGAUGGCAGCCUCCUGGAGUGUCAUGAGAAUUUUGUAUUUUCGGCACGGUUUAAAAGCCUAUAAAUGUUCAAGAAACCAAAAUGUCAUAUCCACGGUUUCACCGUUGUCAUAUUUUUCAACGAGUUCCACAUGUCUGAAACAGAACAAAAAGUAUGAAGUCUUUCAGUAUACAGUUCCAACAAAACCAGGCGAAAAAAAAGAUGUAAGUGUUGAUCUCCCGUCAGCCUAUUCCCCACAGUUUGUUGAGGCGGCUUGGUAUGAGUGGUGGGUGGAACAGGGCUUCUUCAAGCCAAGGAAAACAGAGAAGUCAGAUGAGAAGUUUGUUCUCUGCCUACCCCCACCAAAUGUUACUGGUACCCUGCAUUUGGGACACGCCUUAACAUGUGCUGUACAAGACGCCAUUGUUAGAUGGAACCGUAUGAGGGGACUUGAAACUGUCUGGGUGCCAGGCUGUGAUCAUGCAGGUAUAGCUACACAAGUUGUUGUGGAGAAGCAACUCUGGAAGGAGAGUAAGCAGACUCGGCACGACAUCGGCAGGGAGGCCUUCCUGGAGAAAGUCUGGCAGUGGAAGGGCAGUAAAGGGGAUACAAUCUAUAACCAGAUGAAGAAGAUGGGAGCUUCCCUCGACUGGAGCAAAGAAUGCUUCACUAUGGACGAGUCAAUGUGUAAAGCUGUGCGAGAAGCGUUUAUUCGACUGCACGAUGAGGGGCUUAUAUACAGAAGUGGGCGUCUUGUGAAUUGGUCCUGUCAUUUACGUUCAGCCAUCUCAGAUAUAGAGGUUGUCAAUGAACAAGUUGAAAAGCCAACCAAACUGAAAUUACCAGGGUAUGAAAAACCGGUCACAUUUGGAGAGAUUACAUCCUUUGCCUAUCCUGUAAUGGGUUCAGAAGAGGAAAUAGUAGUUGCAACCACUCGUCUGGAGACAAUGUUAGGUGACACUGCGGUGGCAGUCCAUCCCGAGGAUCCGCGGUAUUCCGACCUGCAAGGGGCCUUUGUGGAGCACCCAUUUGACGGGCGACAUAUUCCGGUCAUAACUGACGAAUCUGUAGAGAUGAAUUUUGGCACAGGGGCCGUGAAGAUCACUCCAGCUCAUGACCACAAUGAUUACAGCAUGGGGACCCGACACAAUUUGUUAUUUAUCAAUAUUAUCAAUGAUAAUGGAGAGAUGGAAAAUGUUCCGGAGCAAUUCAAUGGAAUGAAGAGAUUUGAAGCAAGAGAAAAAGUUGCUCAGAUGUUGCAAGAAAAGGGGUUAUUUAGAGGCAAACAACCUCACUCUCUCGUCUUACCUAUUUGUCAACGAUCGGGCGACAUUAUUGAACCAAGAAUAAAGGAGCAGUGGUAUAUCGACUGUGCACAAAUGACAGCAGAUGCUUUGCAGGUAGUCGAUGAUGGAUCUCUUACUCUUUAUCCGGAAUUUCACAAUAAAGUUUGGCAUGAAUUUAUGACCAGUGAAAAAUCAAAAGACUGGUGCAUCUCGAGACAAAUCUGGUGGGGUCAUCGUAUCCCAGCCUUCAAAGUUGUUUUGAACAAUAAAGAGGAAAAUAGCCAAGAUAUGUGGAUUAGUGCUCAGAGCCACAAAGAGGCAGUCUUGAAGGCCAAAGAAAAACUAAGUUUAAGGGACACAGAAUUUUCAUUGGUUCAAGAUGAAGACGUCCUUGACACCUGGUUCUCCUCGGCAUUGUUCCCAUUUUCGGUGUUUGGAUGGCCAGAAAACACUGUGGAUCUUUCUAGCUAUUAUCCUAACAGUUUGCUAGAAACUGGGAACGACAUACUCUUCUUUUGGGUGGCAAGAAUGGUCAUGCUCGGACAGAAACUAACUGGGCAGUUACCGUUUUCAAAGGUUCUCUUACACGGAACAUUGCGAGACUCAAAGGGAAGGAAAAUGAGCAAGUCACUGGGAAACGUUAUUGAUCCAAUGGAUGUGAUAUUUGGGAUAUCUUUAAAGGACCUCCAAAAACAAGUUGAUACGCUUGGUUUUGACCCAGUUGAAAUGGAGACUGCCAAAAAGGGACAACAUAAGGACUUCCCUGAUGGCAUACAGGAGUGUGGCACUGAUGCUCUUAGAUUUGGCCUGUGUUCGUACCAAUUUAAAGAUCCAGAAAUAAGAAUGAACAUUGACCACGUGCAGAACUACCGCCAGUUUUGUAACAAAGUAUGGCAAGCUUUUAAGUUUGUACGGCAACAAAUUGGACCUAAUUUUGACGGGAGGAACAUUGAUAUUUCUUCCAUGUCAUCGUCGCCAAUUGAUGUUUGGAUACUUGGAAGAUUAAGCCAUUUAGUUAAACAGUGUGACAAGCAUUUCAAUAACUUUGAUCUACAUCUUGUCACUCAAGCGCUUUAUAAUUUCUGGAUAAAUGAUUUUUGUGCAAUUUACCUGGAGUAUUCGAAGCAAAUGACAAAUGGGGAAACAUUCUGUAACGUUCAACGUGUUCUGUUCUUUUGCACUGAGACGUUUUUGAGGGCACUUAGUCCAUUUAUGCCUUAUUUGACUGAAGAACUUUAUCAGCGACUGUUGAUCCAAAACGAGACGUCAAUAUGCAUGGUGGAUUACCCAAUAACGGAGAACUAUCCGUGGAAAAAUGAAGCAAUAGAAUCGGACAUGGAACUUGUGAAAAACGUUUCGUCCGGAACUCUUUCACUUAUGAAGCUGUUUGAAUUAUCCCCAAAAUCUUCAGAAGUGUAUAUACAACUGCAAGAUUGUUCCUUGGACACGUAUAUGCCUGUUAUCUCCUCACAACUUAAAACAAAAUAUGUAUCUUUUCUGGCGGAUGAUCAACCAUUGCCAUGCCGAUGUUUGCAGAAAGAAAUAUCACCUGGGAUAAUCGUUUUCGUUAGAAUAGAGGACGCCAGUAAAAUUAAAGAGCAACUUCAUAAACUUGAAUUGAAUAGACUUGCAACUCUAAAAAAGAUUGAGAUAUUGGAAAAGAAGCGGCGUAAAAGCCAGCCUGAUAUGGAAAACAAGAUUGACCAAUUAUACAACAAAGUUAAAUCAAUAGACGGACAAAUAACAGAUAUCCAGUCCUUAUCGAUUUGAAUGCAAUGCCUGUUAGUAAACAAAUGCUAAGGUGUUCAAAGUUGCUACGUAUUUGCAUGCGAUUCCAUUAUGUAUGAAUGCAUGUAAUCCCAUUACUGUAAAAGUACUUUUGUGUCGAUUAUAAUUAUCAACACUUUAAAACUUUUGAAUUAUUACCAAAUAUCUGUGUUAUUUGAUAGAAAUCAACUUUAAGAACAAGUUUCACAUGUGUUAAGUCUAGCUCGCUAUUUUUUAUAAUAAAGUUUUACCUUGAAUUUGUAUGUUUCGUUUCAUUCUUGAUAAUCUGUUUCCAGGCAUACAUUUUAAUGGGUUUAUUCGUCAAUGUACAUUUUAAUGUAAUAGUUUAUACCUUAAACCACAUUGUCGGGUUAUGUUGUAUUUAUUACUAGAUAACUAGACCCGUUAACCGUUCACGUUUCAAACAUUGGGUUGCACUUCACUAUUUGUACGGUAACGUGUACUUUGUGAUCUACAUCAUCCAUGUAUAUGUGCAUUUUACACUUUUAUAACGUCAUUUACGAUAGAACGAGGAAAGUGAUCGAUGCGAAUUUUAGCGAGCAUACAAGUACAUUGAAAUUUAAUAUUCAAUUCGCACUCGAGUUUUAAACCCGACUAUAAAUGUAUGAACUCUAACACGCAUACCUUUAGUUUCGCAGCAUUUUUAUUGAAUGGUUACCAUGGCAACUAAUUUUUUUGUUUGCCUUUCAUCUUCAUAUUUAUUAUACUAUUAAUUGUAAAAUGCAACAGUCAAGCAGUGAAUGGAAGAAUGUAAAUGUUCUUUGACUUUAACCUUAUUGCUAGCUCAUUCUUCAAAAUAUACGGAUUUUUUAAAAUUUCUUAAAACUAGACAUUUUUUCAUCAUUUUUUUUAACGUGAAAUAAAUUGCUCUAAACAUUGUGUAAGCUCUGAUAUUUAGGAAU
Mya arenaria is the source of this 3959-nucleotide messenger RNA. RefSeq names its product valine--tRNA ligase-like. Lineage: Eukaryota; Metazoa; Mollusca; Bivalvia; Myida; Myidae. The record is from RefSeq and is a predicted model, not a curated record. Gene Ontology annotation, molecular function: aminoacyl-tRNA deacylase activity; valine-tRNA ligase activity; ATP binding. The transcript has 27 exons. Gene Ontology annotation, biological process: valyl-tRNA aminoacylation. Gene Ontology annotation, cellular component: cytosol. The coding region runs from base 7 to 3039 and encodes 1010 amino acids.